AUGUUUCUUCCAAACUCCAAAUGGACGUGGUCCUUCACCAUCGUUGCCCUCGUCCAAGCAGCCCUCGUUCUUGCUUUUGAAUGUUAUGUCUUUGCACACUUCCAGAUCCAUCUUCAGCACUCAAACAAUGCUGGUAGUUCCAGUUCUUCUCGAACCAUCCCCACCUUUUUAACCCUCUACAUUUUCGGCUUCCUUUACCAACUUCUACUUGUGUGGGACGCUCUGCGCAUGAAAAACACCAUUCAAGUCAUUGGACUGGUCAUGUAUAAUGUUGGUCUGCUCAUCUAUGGCGCCGUCCAGAUGGAACAGAUUAAAGAAGCUAUAUUUGACCUAGCUGAGGAUGAGGUUCUUCACGAAGACAUCUGGGCCGAUACCAAACCCUUCCUUAUUGCGAUACCUGCCAUAAUCGCCGUCGGCACGAUUGCCCUGGGUGUUUGCGCCUGGAAGCUCUAUGAUGAAUUCGCCUGGACCAUUUACAAGAGGAUCUCGGCAGAUUUAAGGAUGAAACGACGAUACCUUCAGUAUCAGAUUUACAUCGCUUUGCUCAAGUUCGAUUUCUUUUUCUUUCUGGGCUUCACAGUUCAAUUUGUCGUGAUUGUCACACAACGACAAGUUGAAUUUGCUCUGACUAUCGCCGCCAUGCCUGUCACCAUCAUGAUUCUCCUAGCCGCGGCCUGGUUCGUUCGGAAAGAGAACCUCUGGGGAACAAUUGCAGUUGUUGUCCUCUACUUUGGUGGCUUGGCCUACUUUGUUUUCAAGCUGGUCCGAAUGUACUCAUCUGCUCGUGAGGACGCUUAUCGACCAGCACGGAAAGAACUGGCCUCCUUUGCAGUUCUAACCAUCAUUUUGAUUCUACUCACGAUCACGAAUGCGUGUAUCUGUGCAUUCAAUUACAACAAGGGUCUAAAGCCUUACAUUUACAAGACAAGACCUAUCGAGGAGGACGAGAAACCAAUGGGCAGCGCAUAUGCCCCCUACGCAACCGAAAUGGAACCUCACGUGGGUGGAAAGAGACCAAUGGCUGGACCAUCAAACGCUGGACGAAUGGAAAUUGAUUAA
Messenger RNA from Exophiala bonariae, 1059 nucleotides. RefSeq lists its product as uncharacterized. The transcript has 3 exons. Lineage: Eukaryota; Fungi; Ascomycota; Eurotiomycetes; Chaetothyriales; Herpotrichiellaceae. The record is from RefSeq and is a predicted model, not a curated record. Gene Ontology annotation, cellular component: Golgi apparatus. The coding region runs from base 1 to 1059 and encodes 352 amino acids.